This is a messenger RNA of Cryptomeria japonica (Japanese cedar), 4311 nucleotides long. RefSeq names its product phototropin-2. The coding region runs from base 504 to 3692 and encodes 1062 amino acids. The record is from RefSeq and is a predicted model, not a curated record. Gene Ontology annotation, molecular function: protein serine/threonine kinase activity; ATP binding. Gene Ontology annotation, cellular component: plasma membrane; nucleus; cytoplasm. Gene Ontology annotation, biological process: protein phosphorylation. The transcript has 24 exons. NCBI's taxonomy places the organism in Eukaryota, Viridiplantae, Streptophyta, Pinopsida, Cupressales, Cupressaceae.
UACGAUUGUUUUAUCCCACAACUUUUACGUUGGUGACGACAUGAAUCACGAAAUGCUCCCGAAUUGUUUUGGAUCUUUCGUUUACUCAAACCAAUUGAGACCUUAAAUUUAGGCAAUUAAUGCAAGAUAAGCAAGCGAGCCAUUCAUCUAACACAUUAUUUUGCAUACAAACCAGAGCAUAUACCUACCAACAUGUUGCAGACGAGAGGGGUCCACGUGAAUGAUGAAGAAAUUGAUAAAAAGCAUAAGAUUAUCCUCACGAAGUCAUUUUCGAUCCUUACUGCACAGUUUAAUUAUCGUUCAAAACAAAAUUGGGAUAAAUAAAAUAUAAAUAGAAGAUAAAUAAUAAAGAAUUGGGAACACUCAACUGCAUGCGAGUGCAGAGGAGAGUGAUAAUGACCUUCCAAGAAGCAGUUCAACCAGAGAGGAAUUUAAUUUCAGCUGCCUAAAUUCAUUGCAGAGCAUCUUUUCAGCUGUUUAAGAGAAAUUUCUGGAUCCAUUCCAUGGAGUCCUCAAGGCCAGGGCACACAAGCACUGCUAACCCAAGUCUGUACAGUUUAGGGAAAUCCCCAUAUUCUCCUGCACCUCCUCGAGAUUCCCGUGGUUCACUUGAGGUCUUCAACCCAGUGGGAUCUUCUUCUUUACCUUGUGCCUCUCUACAUGAUGUUAUGCAAGAUGUUGGACUUCCUUCUACCACAACGCAAGAAGUAAAGGAAGAUGAUGAUCAAAGAAUUGAACAUGGGCAGAGAUCCCAGUCUGGAAGAUUGAAGGGAACAGUUAGUAAGUGGAUGGCAUUGACAGAAGAGUCUUCAAAUGCUAUCAUGAGCAAUUCAGAAAGAAGCAAUGCAGGGAUUCUUGCCGAUUUUUCUUCAGGUAUGGAAAAGCAACCAGAAAUCUUUGCCAAUGUAAAAGCAGAGUUGGUCAGCAAACAAGCAGCAUCUAUGACAUUGCCUGAAAUGAAAAUAAAUGAAUCUAAAGAAAUACAAGAUAUAGCAUCAGUGGAGCUUUUAACUAGUGGUUAUUCAGAGAGCAGUGGUCCAGCAAAAAUUAUAUCUGAAGCUGACAUGGCAGAGAGAGCAGCUGCAUGGGGACUUAUUGUGAAAACAGAUUUAGGAACAGGGAGACCACAGGGUGUAGGUCUCAGGUCAUCAGGUGAGGAAGGACGAGUUGAAUCUCAGAGAGCAUCUGGAAGCUCCAUGAGGACAUCUGAAGGAUCUGAUUAUGGGAGUGAAUCAAACAUUCCCCAAGUUUCAAAGGAUUUAAAAGAUGCACUGUCAACAUUGCAGCAAACAUUUGUUGUAUCUGAUGCAACCAAGCCAGAUUUUCCUAUUGUAUAUGCUAGUGCUGGAUUUUUCAAUAUGACAGGUUAUACACCAAAACAGGUCAUUGGAAGAAAUUGCCGUUUUCUUCAGGGAGCUAAAACAGAUCAUAAAGAAGUUUCAAGGAUACGUGAAGCAUUGUCUACAGGGAAAACUUAUUGUGGACGAUUGUUGAAUUAUAAGAAGGACAGGACACCUUUUUGGAACCUCCUUACAAUAACGCCCAUAAAGGAUGAAAAUGGAAAAACCAUCAAAUACAUUGGAAUGCAAGUUGAGGUGAGCAAGUACACAGAAGGUUCAAAGGAUAGGAUGCUACGACCUAAUGGAUUGCCAGGAUCGUUGAUUCGAUAUGAUGCUCGUCAAAAGGAAAUGGCUGCCAGUUCUGUAACAGAGGUUGUGCAAGUUGUAAAUCAUCCCCAUCCAAUGGCUCAGCCCACAAUCCAAGAAAAUUCUCUCCAAUCUGAGGGAAGUGUAUCACCAUUGCAUCUAGAGCUAGAAGCGAAUAAGGAUAUGGAGAAGAAAAAAUUUAUUGCUGCAAGUCUACGUACUUCACAAACUUCUAGCCUAAGAGAAGAAACAUUGACGUCAACUGAUGUGGGUGAUGACAGGUCAAAGCAAAGCAAAUCAGGAAGAUUGUCACUAAAGGGAUUAGCAAGGAAGUCUCAAAAUCAGAGAGAUAACCAUGAACUUCAACCAACCAUUGAACCUGAGAUCUUAAUGACCAAGGAUGACGAAGACCCUGAUAGCUUGGACAUUUUUGAAAGACGGGAAGAAAUUCGACAAGGCAUUGAUUUAGCGACAACUUUAGAGCGUAUUGAGAAAAAUUUUGUUAUCACAGACCCAAGGCUUCCCGACAAUCCUAUUAUAUUUGCAUCUGACAGUUUCCUGGAGCUCACAGAGUACACUCGUGAAGAGAUUCUGGGACAAAAUUGUCGAUUUCUUCAAGGCCCUGAAACUGAUCAAGAUACUGUACAGAAAAUAAGAGAUGCCAUCAAGGAUCAAAGGGAGAUUACUGUCCAAUUGAUAAAUUAUACCAAGAGUGGUAAAAAGUUUUGGAAUUUAUUCCACUUACAACCUAUGCGUGAUCAAAAGGGAGAGCUGCAAUAUUUCAUUGGAGUUCAACUUGAUGGAAGUGAGCAUGUGGAACCAUUGCGUAAUCGUCUUUCAGAGAAAACAGAACUAGAAAGUGCAAAGUUGGUUAAGGAAACUGCUGGAAAUGUUGGUGAGGCUGUUAAAGAGCUUCCUGAUGCAAAUUUGAGACCCGAGGACUUAUGGAUAAUGCAUUCCGAACUUGUUUUGGCUAAGCCUCAUAAAAAGGGUUGUUCUUCUUGGGCAGCAAUUAAGAAGAUACAGGAGUCUGGUGAGCAAAUAGGUUUAAAGCAUUUCAAACCCAUCAGACCUUUAGGAUGUGGUGAUACAGGAAGUGUACAUUUGGUUGAAUUGCGUGGCACCAAUGAAUUAUAUGCAAUGAAAGCAAUGGACAAGUCAACGAUGUUAAAUAGAAAUAAGGUUCAUAGAGCUUGCAUAGAAAGACAAAUAAUUGAUAUGAUGGACCAUCCUUUCCUUCCAACACUUUAUGCUUCGUUUCAGACAAAAACCCAUGUGUGCUUAAUUACUGAUUUUGCUCCUGGCGGAGAGCUCUUUUGGUUGCUAGAUAGGCAGCCUACAAAAGCUGUUAAAGAGGAUGCUGUGCGAUUUUAUGCAGCAGAGGUUGUCGUUGCUUUGGAGUAUCUUCAUUGUCAAGGUGUUAUUUAUAGAGAUUUAAAACCUGAAAAUGUGUUGAUUCAAAGAGAUGGGCAUGUGCUAUUGACAGAUUUUGACUUGUCCUUUUUGACUUCUUGUAAACCAAAGCUAAUAAAGAAUUUAAGGAUUCCUAAAAGAAUGAGGAAAGCAAAAAAUGAACCACAUCCAGUAUUCAUUGCAGAACCUACAGUGGCAUCAAAUUCUUUCGUAGGUACAGAGGAGUACAUAGCACCGGAAACCAUUACAGGUGCAGGUCACAGUAGUGCUGUUGACUGGUGGGCUCUUGGUAUCUUGAUAUAUGAAAUGCUUUAUGGGAGAACACCAUUCCGAGGAAAUAAUAGGCAAAAAACAUUUGCAAAUAUUCUUCACAAGGACUUGACAUUUCCUAGUAGUAUCCCGGCAAGCUUGGCUGUGAGACAAUUAAUGCGCAGUUUGCUGCAUAGGGAUCCUGCAAAUAGACUAGGCUCAAGUAAAGGUGCAAGUGAAAUCAAGGAACACCCUUUCUUUCGUGGGAUCCAUUGGGCCCUCAUCCGUUGCAUGGAACCCCCUCAACUUGAUGCUCCUUUGCAAAUAACCGAAAAGGACACUGAUGUGGACAGCAAAUCAGCUGAGUUAGAAUGGGAUCAAUAAGAGAAAUGUAACUCUGCGUAGAAUUUUGCCAAGCUACAUUUUACAUGUUAGUAGGCUGCCCACAACACAUUGUGACCUGAUUUCUGAUUAUCCUCCUCCUAUGGUGCGCAAUAGUUAGAGAUUAAGGUGGAACAGAAUCCUCAACGAUUGAUAUGCCACUUUGUUUGGGAAAAGCUUCUGCUUUUUUAAAACAAUAACAUUGGCACAGGGACCACAAAAAGCAUAAGCAGCUUUUAAUGAUGUUAGUACCAAAGACAAGGAGGAUGCCAAGACACCAAUCCAGGGACUUGCACCCCAAAGUCUGCUUCUGAAUUGGGAAAGCUCUUGUUUGCAGUGGACUGACUACUUAAGGCUAGGAACAGGGCUGCAGCUUGUCCCUCGAUUCUUAAGACGUACAAAAUCGGCUUAUUCAUCUUGAUAUCAUGAAUGUAUUUUGGUGCAUCAUAUUAGUGAUUUUUUGUAGUACUUAUGUAAGGUUGAGUGAUUGGCAUGUGUUAGCAACAUAGAAGGUCUUACUGUUGCAUUUUAAAAUUGUGACUACAUUACAAUAAAUAUGCUUGAGCAGUUGUAAUAUAUUGAAACAUAUUGGUGUUCACCCGAAGUUUAAUGUUGUGUUGUU